Messenger RNA from Chanos chanos (milkfish), 1558 nucleotides. RefSeq names its product family with sequence similarity 89 member B (gene fam89b). The transcript is spliced from 2 exons. The coding region runs from base 510 to 1037 and encodes 175 amino acids. NCBI's taxonomy places the organism in Eukaryota, Metazoa, Chordata, Actinopteri, Gonorynchiformes, Chanidae. The record is from RefSeq and is a predicted model, not a curated record.
CAAAGCUUGAAAAUCGGCAUGAACCGCAAACUAUUUGUCAGCCUUUUGUUUAUGUGCUAAGGUGUUUACGGUGAUAGAGUUAAAUGCUUCUUCGAAAUUUCGAAUUACAAAAAUCUGAUGGUGCUGCGGUAUCCUGGGAGAGCAUAUCCUGUCCAUGAGCAAAACAUAUCUUGAAGGUGAAACUCACUUAAUGAAAGCGCACCGUUGUGGAAUAUUGAUUGAGUACGAAUUUGAUUAAUCGUCGUGUUUAACGUGUAGAACACGUAAGACUGACCUCUAUUUUAACUUUUAUCUUUAACCUACAGUGUUUCCUCAUCAGGAAAUAACGCUCAGGACUGCUUGUAUGUUGACGUUAAAUUUCGAACAUGCUCAGUGUUUACAGUUUUCUGUUUCUCGCUGUCUAUCAUAAAUAAUUACGGCGGAACGUUCAGUAAUCCAAAGUAUCUGAAACAGACUGCGAAUGCACAAUUUUAUUUUGAGGUAAAGCGAUAAAAAAAACGGCACAGGAAAUGAACGGAUUCCAGUCAAGUCCACCGGAGUGCCCUGCUGGAAGUGUUUGUUCAAUUGAGGGUCUGCCACCUUUACCGAAAGGCCUGAGCGGUAUUCUCAAUUCCAGUGGCGGUUCCUGGAGGGACAUCGAAAAAGUCUACAGCAAGAGGACGCGCAUUCAGGCCGACAUCAGCAAGUCUAGAGUAAGCGAUUCGCUCGGCCGGAGCAAACCUGCAAGUCUUGACGCAGCGCUGGCAAUGCUGCGUAAAGAAAUGGUGGGCUUGAGGCAGUUGGAUAUGUCUUUACUCUGCCAGCUCUGGUCUCUGUAUGAGUCUAUACAGGAGUACAAAGGGGCUUUCCAAGACAUUUCGUCCUCUCUUCUGUCCGAGAGUUCCUUCACUACAGAAAAUGGCUACUCCGAGGAUGAAGAGGACGAGGAAGAAGAUGUCAACGAUGGUGAAACAGCUGACCCACCUUUACCCCUUCCCCAGCCAACCCAAAACUCCCGUGACCAGUGGAUUAAGGAAUCAUUUCACAUUCCCAUUUGAUCUAUGUUCUCCUCAGAACUCAUUGAAUUUACAGCGCUGUCAUAGCUUUCCUAUCUACUUCAGCUGUUUUAGACGGCAGUGCUGUUUAUCGGGCAUCGCAGCCUGUAUAAGUAAAGUUUGAUGCAAAUGGACAACUUUUUUAAUAGUCUCUCAUAAGAUUCAUGAUUGUUAGUUCUUUUAAGCAAGACCCUAAAAAAAUACAUGCCUUACUGGCUCACAACAGAAAUUGCUGUGUAGAUGACUGUUGUUGUUUUUCCUUGAAAAACAUUCUUCAUUUGCUAAAUGAUCCUCUCCUUGUACAGUCACAAUAGCUGGACAGAGGAAAGGCUGACUGGAAACGACAGGGCAGGGGGAAGUCCAUUAAUACUUUUGCCUCAUGUUAGCUGAGCAUGUUUUGUAUGGAAGGAUUUUAAUUACUCAGAAAUGACUCUGUAGUUUUAAAUACACGUAAUAUAUUUAAAGUCUGUUAUUGGUAUAACAGUGUAUAUAAGAAGCAUUAUCUUUUCUUUCUACGAUGCAUU